This is a messenger RNA of Camelus dromedarius (Arabian camel), 4512 nucleotides long. RefSeq names its product SFI1 centrin binding protein (gene SFI1). Lineage: Eukaryota; Metazoa; Chordata; Mammalia; Artiodactyla; Camelidae. The record is from RefSeq and is a predicted model, not a curated record. Gene Ontology annotation, molecular function: phosphatase binding. Bases 553 to 4416 code for a protein of 1287 amino acids. The transcript is spliced from 32 exons.
UGGAGAUGGGGCGGGGCCGGCCGAGACGUGCGUCCUGAGGCACGGGAAGCCGGAGGCCGGCGUGGGCCGCGCCAGCUUGAGGAGUCCGGCUGGCGCCCGCCGAGAUUCCUCUGGGGCGCGAGACGGGAGGGCUCGGCUUCCCCGGGCGCGAGGCCGGGUCACAGUCCCCAGCCUCUGAGCGGCUCGGCCUCUCGGGCCGGAGCCCAGCGGCGAGCGCACGUCCCUGCGAACUGGGCCGGGCGACUCCUGGGGAGCCUCCGUUUCCUCUUCCCCCUGAAAGUGCAGAUGAUGCCCCCCGCCACGUGCCGAGGUCGGGAGUGGAGGGGAGGUGACCAGCGCUCGCAGGGCGGCGCCGGAGCUACGCUUCUCGCCCUGCAGGGUCCUGCUUCUCGCCGGCGUCUGGUGGCCCGGGCUGGGGGAGCCGCAGCGGGUGAGGGGCCAGUGCCGCCUCCGUGCGGGGGUCCUUAGCGUGCGCGGCCCCGAAUCCGUGGUUUCUGGAUCUCUGCUGUAUGGCCGGACAAGGGAAGGGGAAGAUACAAGACUUUUUGAUUCAUGAAGAAUCUUCUCACUGAGAAGUGUUUAUCAAACCACGGAUUGAAUUUCCAUCAGAAAGGGAUUAAGUGGACAAUGGAGAGGAAGGUUGACUCCAGGUCUUUUAGGGAUGGUGCAGUUAAGAAACCUUACUCUCCAAAGAUACUGUCCAACAAGAAGUCUUCUGCCUUCCUUGGGACCCGGAGUGAGUUACCUGGUGCCAGGCACCCAGUACAGUAUCAUCCCUCACGUGCCUGGAACCGAAGGGGCCGGUUAAGAGAAUUGCGUAUCAGAUGCGUGGCCAGAAAGUUCAUAUAUUUGUGGAUUCGAAUCACUUUUGGAAGAGUAUUUCCCUCUAAAGCCAGGUCUUACUAUGAGCAGAGAUUACUACGGAAGGUCUUUGAAGAGUGGAAGGAAGAAUGGUGGGUUUUCCAUCAUGAGUGGAAACUUCGUGUUCGAGCUGACUGUCACUACAGGUACUACUUGUACAACCUGAUGUUCCAGACCUGGAAGGCCUACGUGCAUCAGCAGCGGGAGAUGAGGAACAAGUACAUGAGAGCCGAGGGCCACGACGCAAAACAAAAGAUGCGGCAGGCCUGGAAGUCCUGGUUGAUCUACGUGGUUUUUCGUAGGACCAAACUUCAGAUGCAGACCACCGCCCUGGAGUUUAGGCAGCGGAGUAUUUUGUGGGUGUGGUGGCGCGAGUGGAGACAGCGCCUGGGACAGGUCCGGGUGGGCCGCGCUCUCCACGCCUCCGCUGUGAAGCACAGUGCCCGGAGCCUCCAGCUGCAGGCUUGGUCACGGUGGCAGGAACAGCUCCUGCAUGUCUGGAGGGAGAGACAGAAGGUGGUCUCCGCUGUGAAACACCACCAGCACUGGCAACAGCGGAGAGCCCUGAAGGCCUGGCUUGAGUAUCUGCAGGUGCGCAGAGUGAAGAGGCAGCGGAACGAGAUGGCCGAGCGAUUCCACCAUGUCACCGUGCUCCAGACACACUUCUGUGAUUGGCAGUGGGCUUGGGAGCGGAGGGAGAGCCUGCACGCCCACCACGCCCGGGUGGAGGGGCUGGCCAGGAGGAUGGUGCUGCGGAGGGCUCUUACUCACUGGAAACACUAUGUGCUGCUGUGUGCAGAGGACGCUGCCUGGCGAAAGGCGGCAGAAGAGCACCGACAGCACACCUUGCUGCGUUUUUGCUUUAGAGCCCUGAGAGACAAUGUGAGCUGUGCUCAUCUCCAACGAAUAAGAAGGAAUCUCGCUCAUCGGCAGCGUGAUGUCAUGCUCCUGCACAGGUUCUGGAACCUCUGGCAGUCUCGGGUUGAGCAGAGGGAGGACAGGAAGCAGCUCCCCUUACUGCAUGCUGCCUCAGACCACUGCAGAAUAUCAUUGCUACGCAAGUGUAUCAAAUUGUGGUUACAGCAUACUCAGAAGAGGCGGACACAGCAGGUGUUGCAGGCGAGAGCAGAUGGUCACUUCCAGCAGAGAGCCCUGCCGGCAGCCUUCCAGGCCUGGAGAAGACUCUGGCGGCGGCACCAGCAGGAGAGCGCCCUCAGUGCGAGAGCGGUGCGCUUCCACAGGGAGAGUUUAGAGAAGCAAGUGUUUGUUCUUUGGCGUCAGAAGAUGUUUCAGCAUCAAGAACACCGCUUGGCAGAGAGAUUGGCCAUCCUCCACCUGGAGCGGCAGCUUCUGCGGAGGUCCUGGUCCACAUGGCACCAGCAAGCGGCAGCAUGUCGCCUGGAGCUGCAGCAGCAGGCAGUGGCCUGUGCCCACCACCGGCUGGGGUGGCUGAGGAAGGCCUUCAGUGUCUGGAGGGAGCGCGCCCGAGGGCUCAGAACAGAGAGGAUGGGCAGAGCGCAGGCUGCGCAGUUCCAGUCAGCACAGCUCCUGCGUGGGGCCUGGAGCAGGUGGAAGGAGUGCCUGGCCCUGCGUGGCGCCGAGCGGCAGAAGCUGAUGCGAGCCGGCCUUCACCACCGGCACACCUUGCUGUCCAGGGCGCUACAGACCUGGGGGAUUUAUCAGAGCCACGUGCGGAGCAUCCUGCAAGAGGCAGCAGCCAGGGAGAGCCAGCACGAGAGGCGAGUGCUGCGGGAUGUGUUACAUCGCUGGAGAGAGAACGCCGUGGCCCAAGCAGAUGAAGCAAAGAAAGCGUCUCGAGCAGCGGCUCACUACAGAAGGACCCUGUGCUCCAAGGUCCUGACCGAGUGGCAGGAGGUGGCGUCAGUGCAGAUAUUCCACCGACAGCAGGAGGAGUGUGCCAUCAGGGAGGCCCAGGUGGUGCUGAGUAGGGGCUGUCUCAGGACCUGGUUUCGGCGCUGGCGGGACCGCAGCCAGAGGGCGGCCCAGCGGAGGGUCCGGCUGGAGAGGGCGGCGCAGCAUCACCACCGGCAGCUGCUGCUCCAGGCCCUGGCCCGGUGGAAGGUGCACCACCUGGGCUGCGUGAGGAAGCGGCUCCUGCAGAGGCAGGCCACCCGACUCCUGGCCCGGACACUCAGCCGGGCCUGCUUCCGCCAGUGGAGACAACAGCUGGUGUACAGGAGGCGGGAGCAACAGGACACGGCGCGAGCCCUGUGGUUCUGGGCCUUCUCACUACAGGCAAAGGUGUGGACCGCGUGGCUGGGCUUCGUGCUGGAGAGGAGGAGGAAGAAGGCGCGGCAGGAGCGGGCGGUGCAGGUCUACCACCAGCGGCUCCUCCGGGAGGGCAUCACGCGCCUCCUGCGAUUCGCAGCUGGCACGAAGGCCUUCCGGCAGCAGCUGCACGCCCAGCAGCAGGUGCAGGCGGCCCACAGUCUCCACCGUGCAGUCCGUCGCUGUGCCACGAUCUGGAAACAGAAGGCACUGGGCCCAGGCCGGGAGCCUCGGCCCCCCACAUCCACUGUGUCCAGCAGAAGAGUGACCUUUGAGGGUCCCCUUCCCAGCCAUGUUGCCGCUGGGGCUGGGGAUGCUUCCCUGGACAUCAAGAGGCCACCAACUCCUCAUGGGCCUCGGGGAGCUCCGGGCAGCCUGGCAUCGGCCGCCGGGGACCCCCAACUCCUGGAGCUCAAUGCUGCCCGCUGGGCGAGGAAGCAGCCUCGACGCCCAAACUUCCUGCUGGAGCCCCUGCAGAGCCAGACCCCCCUGGGGCACGGCACCCUCAGGGGACAGGGGCCUGAGGCACUGUGGGACCGUGGUCUCGGCGUGGUCCAGCCAGCAGGCCCUUGCUUGACGACGCCCUUCCUGGCAAAGGCCCGGACAGCCCUGGACCCAGGCAGCCCCCUGCCGAGUGCGCCUGGCCUGAAGCUGCCCGCUGUAGUGAGUGCAGGCUGGGAGCAGCUGCCCCCUCCCUCCUUCCUGUCCAGUGAGGCUGCAGCACCUGCCAGGGUGUCAGCACGACCAACGCCCCAGGCCUCUCCAUCCCUGGCUGGUGUCCCCAAACCCCAUCUGCUCCUUCCUGGGGACUUCACAGCCAGGCCUGGUGGCUGUGAUGCUGCGGGUGUGCACCUGAGGCCUGUUGGUGCCUCAAGCACUCGGGCCACUCCGGGCACCAGGGAUCCCUGGUUUCAUCCUGGGCCCAACAGGCAGGAUGGUGAAGAUCAAGCUUGUCUGUCUGUUGCCACCAGUCACUCCAGCCUGGAGGCUGAGCUGGAGGGCAUCCAGCAGCAACUACAGGACUACCAGACCAUGAAGCAGAACCUCAGGUCCUGCCAGCGGCAAGCAAGCAGCCUGAGGCGGUGGCUGGAGCUGAGCCGGGAGGAGUCCAGGCCCGAGGACCAGGAAGCGGAGCAGCAGGUGCAUGAAGAAUUGCAGGAGGUGGAGCUGCAGAUCCAACAGCUAGCCUCCGAGAUCCAGGCCCGGCGCCAGCCCAUCCGUGCCUGCAUUGCUCGCGUCCAGGCCCUGCGGCAGGCUCUGUGCUAGUCAUCACCCUGGGCCCACAUCCAGGAACAGAACGUAAAGCUGCAAUGAAUUUUUUUUAUUGCAAAAUGUUGCAAUUAAAUGAAUCACUGUUCAGAA